ACAGGAAGCAGUUGUCACAGCUCGCCUGUCAAAAUCAAUUUACCAGCGUUUAAACUCAGUCAUUUGAAAAGUAACAUCCAGUUGUAGAUCAUGGCUCAUCGAUUUUCCAAAGAAGAAUUAGAUGAGCAGUUUGAAGAGUUUCUGAAAGAGUCUCUUUCAGAUGAUUCACUUGGAAAUUCAAAGAAAAAACCCAGCGUUCUUGAGACAUUGGGACAGCCCAGGAAAAAAGAAACAAAGAAAAAGGAUUCAGUGCCAUGGUGGAUGUCUGAGGAAGAUCUGGAUGAUGGUGGAAUGCUUGAAGCCAGUGGAAGGUUUGUCAAGACGCAGGAUGCUGCGCAGCUCACGGGGGAAGCAGAUGAGAGUGUGCAUGUGGAAAAGAUGCAGCUAGAGACAAGUGAUGGGCUUAAUGUCUCCUUAAGUAUAGACAGCCUGGAGAAAAAUGAUUCAAUUUUAGCUUCUGGGCCUAAUCAAAGUAUCAUGGGACUUGGAUUGGAUACCUUGGAAGAACAAGAAGAAAAGAAGGACUUCUUUGCCAAACUUGAACAAGAAGCUUCCUCUACUAUUGAUUAUUCAAGAUUAAAUAAAGAGCUGGAUUCCAAUGAUUCUGCAUUACUAGCACCAUUUGUACGAAAUGAAAAAAAUGAAAAAGAAGAAGAAGCUGCCCAUGAAGCAAAAUCUGGCAGCUACAGUGAAGAUUUUGAAGAAGCAGAUGCUAAUCCUGCCUCUAAAACUGAAGGAAGUCAGGAGAAUCAAAACAUGUCAGGAGUUGACUUAGGUCCUCAAGAACAGGAAGAAGCUAAUACUGGCAUGCUGGCUAAAGUGGUAUUACUUGAUUCACAAGAGUCAACUAGAGAACUUCAAAAGGCUGUUGAAACAUCAGAUGUAGCUCCAGGACAGCAAUACCUGCCUGAAGAAGUCACUGGAAUUGAAAUGAAUGAAGCAGGUGCUUCCUAUGGACAAACCAGCAGUGAGAUGGAAGCAUUACACCAAGCUUACCAUCAUAUUGAGCAGUCUUUGGGAGACACUGAUGAGCAGAAACUGCCCAGUUCUGCAGCAGCACUCUCAGGGAGCCUCCUGCAAGGGGUUCCACAAAAUAAUGACAUCUGUUCAAAAAACAUGUCAACCAUUGAAUCAGACUUACCUACUGUGGAAGAAUUCAUGAAACCAAUUAAAGGACAUGCAUCUGAUAUCAGAAGUUUUGAUGUGGAGCCUGGAAGUCCUGAGAAACUGGUGGACAGCACUGCUACUGACCUUGUCAGCUACUUGCCCCUUGAAGAGGGCCAGAGGAGUACAGUCUGGGAGACAGACUUGCUUGAAAACUUGAACAGAGAAAAGAGCAUCUUUCAGACAGCUAUGAAUGAUGAUAACUUACAGAGAAUAAUUGAGAAAGAAAUUCAGACCAGUCAAGUACAACCUGACAUACUAAGAGAAGAAAUAGUACAAGACUCUCAGCCUUCAGAAGGCAGCAAGACUGAACGAGUUUUUCACUCUUGUUCCUUGAAAAAUGGAAGAUCAGAAUCAAUGACCACUAAACCAGUGUUACACAAGAAUAUCAGAAGCCCAGCAUCUUUGCAUAAAAAGAAAUCUUUAUAUAGUCCUUAUGGGGCAGUUAAAAGUUCUGGAUAUGGGAAACCCACUUCACUCACAAAACAGUCUUUUCCAGCUAGUGAAAAGAAAACACAAAAAGAAACUUUCAAAAAGACCCCUGUGAAAGCCAGAAGUCCUGCAGACAGAGCAAGACCUAAAGAAGCCUUAUUUGCUACUAGGAUAACAAGAUCUGCAACAAAUGGACCAACUUUGAAGGCAAAUACUAACAGAGUUAUGUCUGGCCAAUCAGUUGUUAACAAUCUGGGAUACCAGGCUGUGGAUUAUUGCAGGCAGUAUCAGCAUGAUUUAUCGUUUUCUCCUAUCAAAAGUUGUGACAGAGAACUAUAUUUGCUAAAACGACUGCAGGUUGCAGAGGAAGAUCUGAGUGCAGCUCGUGAUUUGGUCCAACAGCUGAGCAGCAGAGUUUCAGAAACAGAGAAAGAAAUGGAGACAAAGAUAGUAGAACUGAAAAAACAGCAUGAAAAAGAGCUUUCUCGGUUGGGUCAGGAAAGCUAUGUUCUUCAGAGUAAGUUAAGAAGUAUGGAAGAGCUGACUAAAGAAAAGCAAUGGACCCAUCAUACAGAAGCAAUUCCUGUAACUGAAGAAAAACUGGCACAGAUACAAAAAGAAAUUGAAGAUCAAGAGGUCAUCAUUCAAGGUUAUCAACAGGAAAAUGAGAGGUUAUACAAACAAACAAAAGAGCUACAGAUCCAAAACAAAAAAAAUGAGGAACGUAUGUUUAAGGAGAAUCAGUGUUUAGUGUCUGAAUUAAAAGCCAUAAGGGAAAAGAUAGAGAAGACUAACAGCACCCAGUUGCAGAUUGUGCAGGAUUCUGAGCAAGCCAGAAAUCAGAGUUUCACAGAGUUGAUCUCAGAGCUUCGAGCAGCACAGAAGAAAGAAACUAAACUAGAAGAAGAGAUAAAGCGUCUCAAGCAAGAUAAGCAAGCUCUGGAGGUAGACUUGGGACAAGCAAAGAAGGAGAGAGAUUUAGCAAAAGUCCAGGUUGCAGUCACAUCAGGUGAGAAGUCUUAUGAAUUUAAAGUUAAGGAAGAAUCAUACAAACAGGAAAUAAGUCAUUUAAAAAGAAGACUUCAGUGGUAUGCAGAAAAUCAAGAUCUUCUGGAUAAAGAUGCAGCUCGUCUUAAAGAUGCAAGGGAAGAAAUUGAGAAACUAAAACUAGAGGUAGAGAAGCUGAGAGCUGAAGCUGGAGAUCAGUGUCUGCAGCAGAAGAAACGUUUGCGAGACAGAGCAGCAGAUGCUAAAAGAAUUCAGGAUCUCGAGCGACAAGUUAGAGAAAUGGAAGGAAUUCUAAAAAGAAGGUAUCCAAAUUCUUUGCCUGCUUUGAUUUAUGCUGCUGCUGCUGCUGAGAAGACUGAUGAUCUUUCAGCUAAAACAAACACAGUUGAUUUUUUGGAGAAAAGAAUAAAGAAGUUAGAAACAGAACUUGAAGGUAAAGAUGAUGAAGCUAAAAAAAGUCUCCGUGCCAUGGAACAACAGUUUCAAAAAAUAAAGAUACAGUAUGAGCAAAGACUUGCAGAGCUUGAACAGCUGCUUGCCUACAAAUUCAUGAGUGAGCCACCAAAACUGAAUGGUGAUAAAGCCAGUUCUACAGAACUUGAACAGGAGCUUCAGAAUCUAAAGAAGACCCAUCAGAUCACUGUUAAAAACCUCCAGACAGAAAUUGAAAACCUUAAAAGUCAAAAUUCCCAAUUAAAGCUCAGAAGUAAAAAGGAUAAUAAAGACUUAGAGUCUACAGACUCUCAAAUGAAACAAGGUAACACAAAAGACAGGCUGUUAAAGCUAAAUGAGGAACUGGUCACCAAAAAUAGGGAAAUACAAGACCUCACAAAAACUGUAGAGAAACUUCAAAAAGAAAGGAUGGUGAUGUUGUCUGAUGAUAAUUUGAGAAAUAGAGCUGAUAAUAAGGAGAACUCCACAGCAAUCUUCAAAAAGAACAACUCAUCAACAGAUGAAAGGAAGUCCAGCACCAGUGAGCCCUUUCAAAGCAUUUACAAUGAUGACAAAAUACACCAACCACGUGCCUUUGCUGAUUCCAGUCUCUCAGAAGUGCUGCAAGAAAAUGCACAGCUGAAAGAGGAGCUGGAAAGAUUGUCUCUGGAAAUGAACCAGCAGAGGGUGAAGUCCCAAGCAACACUGGCUUAUUCUGAAAGUAACAUACGCAGGAUACAGGAAGACACAGAAGAAUACAUUGCAUCUCUGAAGGCUUCCCACCAGAGGGAGGUGGAGAAAAUUCUUUGCCAGUAUGCAAAGGAGCAUUCUACCUCUAAAGUAGCUGAACUAAACAGCAGAAUUUCAACACAAGAGAUAUUAAUAAAACAUCUCCAAGAACAAAUCAGUGAGCAACAGACACAUCAGGAAGCCCUGCUACUUUCACAAAUGAGAGAGGAACUCCUGCAAAAGGAGGUGUCAAAAUUGUUGGAAGAACUGAGAGAGGCUAAGGAGAGUCAGAGCCCUGAAAUGAAACAUUUCUUGUGCCUGGAAAAGAAAAUCAAGCAUAUGGAGACCAGACAUGCAGAAAGAGAGCAAGAAAUUCAAAAGGCAGCCCAACGGGCACAGCAUGUGAGUGAGGCAAGACACAGCCAGGAGGUGGAGAAGUGGCGAAGACUGGCCCAAAGGAAGAAUCAGGAACUGGAGAGAUUCCGCGUGGAACUGGAUUCAAUAUUGGACGUUUUACGUGAACUGCAGAAACAAGGGGUGGUUAUUCCUGCACCUAAUUCCAAUGGAUUUGGCGUGACAGACAGCUGUUGGAAGACAUGA
Molecule: messenger RNA, 4365 nt
Organism: Chaetura pelagica (chimney swift)
Lineage: Eukaryota; Metazoa; Chordata; Aves; Apodiformes; Apodidae
Gene: CEP162
Product: centrosomal protein 162kDa
Exons: 27
Coding region: 91-4365 (1424 amino acids)
Biological process (GO): cilium assembly
Cellular component (GO): axonemal microtubule; centrosome; centriole
Source: RefSeq, a predicted model, not a curated record